Molecule: messenger RNA, 7109 nt
Organism: Rhopilema esculentum
Lineage: Eukaryota; Metazoa; Cnidaria; Scyphozoa; Rhizostomeae; Rhizostomatidae
Source: RefSeq, a predicted model, not a curated record
CGGAUACAGCACCAUCAUUGAGUGCAUCAAGCAGUCACAAAGAUUAGCUUUAUGUUCCAACAUGACUUACGCCCACAUAACCGUUGAUGCAGGAGCCGCCAAAAAGUUUUACCAUGCUGUAUGGAACAAUCCUGAAGAGUUUAACAAUGUUGUCAUUCAUUAAGAGAUUUCCAUGGAAUCGUGGAAUUUUUUGGCACAAUCGGAAAAUUUAUCUCGGGUAGUGGCUUCGAAGAUGCGGUGUAUCAGGCAGGGCUUUGCACAUCAGGAAGUAUUAAAGGCAUCUUAACGGAAAAGCAUUACAACAGAUGUUGGAUGGUUCAUGAGAGUUUUGCUGAAGCUACAGACCGACUCUUUUGCGAAUCAUUUGUCAAUGAUGUACCAAGCGCUGUCGAAGUUCAAGUGAAAGGAGAAGUGUCGAAAAACGACGUAGAAGCCAUCGUCAAUGAUGGUUUUUGUUGGGGAUACGAGCUAAAACGGCUAUUGUCUUUCCUUUUGUUUGUCGCUCAAAGUUUAAAUCCAAUCAAAGAAAAGUGUAUUAAUAGAGCAUGCGCAGUCGCUUCCAUUUUGCCGCGAAAUACUGGUUUCAUAUCUCGCUCUCGCAGCUUCACUCGCUUGGAUGAAACUGGAGUUGCACGAUAUUUACAUUCUGUUGUUGUUUAUAAAGUACCUUUCUUGUAGAGGCCUAGAUGGAGUGGCCCUCUAAGCAAAAUUAGGCUACAGCUCACAGGAAAUUAGUCUUGUGUUUGUAGCUGGAUUUAUUAUGAACCGAAGGAAUUAUCAUGGCGGGGUUCCGGUUGCAGAAUUGUUCCGUUAUGUUUAUCUAUCAAGAAGUCUUGUUAUAGUGAGGACUGUGAAUCGAAUAAAAAGGACAUCGGGUAUUAUCACUGUAAAUUUGGGAACUAUGUUGGCUAUACACAAUCUUGAACGGAAAAAUAUUUUUCGUCUGGGCCUAACAACAUAAAUGAAAUUGCAUCAAUGAGCAGAGCUUCAAUGUCAACCAAAGCUUUAAUAUUAAUAUUGUCGGUUAUCUAAGCCUCUAAGCUCAAUUACGACCAACAAAUCCGUAGGAAACUAGAUAACGCAUGGGCUCCGACGCUGGUUGGAAAGUUCGGGGGGGGGGGGCAAGGGAGAUUUUAACAAUCAUAACAAAAUUUUUUAAAAAUGUUAUUGUCUCGCUAAUUAGUGGGGUUAUGGCACCCCCCUCCCCCCCAUGGCCCCCUUCGUCAGAGGCCCUGUAAUACCCCCUGCUUGCAGCAGAGUUAUCCAGAUUUACCCCCACUCCCGUAAGUCUUUGAUUGUAAAGAAAGACAAAGUAUUCACACUCUUCAUUUCUAGAUUUAUCCCCCCCCCCCUUAUUUCUGUCGCUGACGCACAAAUUAGCAAGUUUAGUUUAUUAUCUAAACUCUGAAAUAAUUUCAAGUUUGCAUAGUGUUCUUGGUUGUUUGAAAUAUGCUAAUUUAAAACAACUGGCAAGGAAAAAGGCAGGAGCAGAACUGAUGCUGUUUACUGAAAAACCCUUACUCAUUUGAACAUAUCAUGGACUGGUCUAAUUUGAGUCAUAUUUUUGAUGUUAUUUGUCACUUCCAAAAAUGAAAGUGGUACUGUAACAUUGAGAUUACCAGAAUUUUGAAACUAUGUCUUGUUCAUCAUAAGAAAUCCCUUUGCCUGUCUUAAAUAAUGACCCCUUAGAAUAAGAAAGUUUUUGGUGGGGCUGGAUCAACCAAAUGUUAUUUUUUUUAUUCAAAAAUGUCUGAAUUACGAAUUAAAAACUUUUCUUUAACUUGCAUGUCACUGAACAGAACAGUGAAAGAUAACUUUAGUUAUCAAAAUGGGAAACUUGAAGGCACUUUAAGGUAUUCACAGCUAAGCAAACAUCACCUUUAAACCAUGCACAUACAUCUGCAAAAAUGAGAAAUUGUCAAUCAGAUAACUUCAGUGAAUGCCAUAUGUUCUUGAUUUAUUAGGGAAAGUGAAGGAAAAUUCAAGUAAUAGAAACAUAAUUUAUUGGUUCUUAUGAGGUAACCUAUAGCAUUUUAAGCACUAUCUUUUGACUGCUGAACUUAUAAAAAUUGCUUACUUAAAGCAUGCAGCCUUUCUAAAUAACAGAGAGAGUGACAGACUUCCUCUUCUAUCUUUCUGCAUUAGAAUGAAGCCUUCUGUCUUUCAUACUUUGAACUGGAGUUACAGUGUUGGUGAACAAAUUUAUAUUAGGGGGAGGGGUGCUGCCCGCAGUGUUACUCCCCAUUCAGCAAAUAGUUCUAAAGGAAAUGUAGUAGAGUAUUAUUGAAAAUACACUACUUGCACAAACUGUAGUUAUGGUGCAGUCCAUGCUGUAGUCAUAAAAGGAUGUUAUGCAGUGAUGAAUGAUCAAUGUUUUAUCAAAUAAUUUAUAGGUCGGAAAAGAAUGCAUUGAAUCAAAAAAAUCAAAAUAUACACUGCUGUUGGAAAUCAAAUUAAUAAUAAAUACUUUGAUCUAUAUAUCCUGACAGUUGUGGACAUGCACCUCAUGGUAACUUUCUAAGUUCAUUUGUUUUUUUCAUUGAUACAGCAAAAUAUGUUUCUGAAAUUGUGCCAAAUACCUACUUUGUACUUGGUGCAAUUGGCAAUCAACUGGGGUUUCCCUUUUAUUACAAAUAACAAACAUUGGGUUCCUUUAGACUACCUAAUGGACAUACUUUGCAAAAAACUAGUAACCAAAUUGAUGUUUCCUUUAAACAAAUUGUAAAAACUGACAUAAGACCUUUGCUUAUUGACAUGAGGAGUUUAUUUAGAAAAAGACAUAAGCAACAAUUUUGUGCAACAACUCCAAAUAGUCCUGCCCAGUAUAAAAAAUUUAUCAGGUUAUUAGCUGUAUGUUGGACUCAGGGUCCUUCAAAGCACAAAAUUUAAGUUAUUUCAAUUUGGAUACCGUGUUCACAAAGAUUCUUGCUCCUAUGCAAUUUGCAGCAAAGCAGUUGUUUCAAACAAAUAAAAAUAGAUAAAGGAGAAGGGGCAUUAUCAUCAGAAUUUGAAGUGCGAGAUUUCCAAAAAAACAAACGGAUUUCCAGGGGCUUUCAAAAACAAAACAAUGGGAUUUUCAACCAAAGGUGCAUCCGAUUUCCACGGAGUGAUUUUUCCUCGUGGUAAUUUGCGAUUCUGGUUGUUACGCGUAGCUGCGAUACAGGCCUAAUGCAGACUGACAGCAUCCUGGCAUAGAGAACAAUUUUAAGAGUGUAUGGUCAAUUGAAACUUUUUCCCUUGCUCGUCUGUUGAAUAUUGAUGCCUAACUCGCUUAGAAUCGCUCCUUGGUUCACUUUGCGUUGAGAUAGAAGUUUCACAAACUUUCCCUCCAAAACGCUGGCAUUCCCGAACCUUACUGCGCAUGUUCCAUCAAUACAUUUUUCAAAAGUCUCGUUUACAUUUUAAACUUUGGCCGUUCGUAUCCCCAACAAGUUUCGCCAUUCAAGGAUUACGUCGAGCAUUACAAUGCGCAAAAGCAAAGAUGUCUUCGUGGGGAAUUCGGAAAAACACCGCAAUUCUGGAUGACUUACCAGAAAUUCGUGGAGAGACAGCAUCUAUUUCAGUUAGCAAUCAACACUAAUGAUUUUGACCUCAGAUUGAAAUGCUGGAAAGAGUCACUGCCCCUAUGCUUUUCGACAAACAAGCAAAACUAUGCGAGGUAUGGAACAUACUACUGCCGCCAAUUGCAAAGUAUCGAAAUCAAGUACCCCGGAGCAAAAGAUGAAUUGUUGAAGAAAGGGUUGUCAGUAUGCAGAAAUUCUAUGAAUAUCGGCCAGUCUAUUGAUGGUGCAGGUGAACAGACGUUUAUGAGAAGCUCUAAGACGGCAGGUGGAAUCAAAGACUUCACGCAUCGAAAAGAGACUUACGAAAAGUGGGUUCUCAAUAGGCCAUUUCAGGCAAAGAUGGUUGAGUCUCUUCUGUCUCUGGCUGACCUGGAUAAUUUCUCAUCCGAUCCUCGAAAGUGCUUGCGAGAGCGAGAAAUAAGAAAAUCAGAGGAGAGAGUCACCAAAUUGAUGCAGGUUAUGAAGGAGGACUUCAUCAAUCCUUUCGACGCAAACAUAGAUCAACAGAAGCUUUUCAACCUGGCAUCUGGCCGGCCGUUAUCAGAAGAAGCAUCGAGUUCCCUUUUUUCCGCAGAAGAAAGGUGUAACGUUGGCCCUAGCUGGGUUUCGGUGCCAUGUCAGUAUGUGUUAAUUCAUAACUUUGAUUUGCUGUCCUGUAACUAUAUUGUCUAGCUGUGUCUGUACAGUUUGUGUUUGCUAUGUUGAUUGAUGUAAACCAGAAUUACAUGUGAUAUCCAACUUUUAUGUAAAUUGUAUUCAGUUGGAAAUUGAGCUUGACACACAUUUGAGUUACAUGAAAACUUGCGGUAUUUCUUGGCCUAAGUCUUCGGAACCCGAACACGCCACAAAGGGGGCAAGUUCGUUACGAAGAAUUCAACCAGCGACUUGAUGUAGAUGAUGAGUCAAGGAUUGCUUUUUUGACCCGAUCAAAAGAGUCCUAUGGCGAGACUUUGGCAACAAUGAAAGAAAGACAAAGGUCACCGCCAAAGCAGUAUGGGGUAAGAUUUGCUUAAAAAGAAGCCGUUCAAUAAUUGUAAAGAGAAUAUAUAGGCCACCAAAAAAUAGAAUGGACAUUGAAGCAGGAGAUACUGUCCUCAGACAUUUGGAUGAACUGCAGAAAGAAUUUAGACCAAUAAAAGAAAUCCAUAUCUUCGAGGGAGUGAACUGUAAUAUGCACAAGAAAAAAGCAUAGUCCUGCCUAACAAAUGAUAUUUGUAGCACACUGGAGGCAUCCAAGAUUAUAAAGUCUUCCACAAGAGAAACUUCCCACUCAUCAACACUGAUCGAUCUGAUUAUUAAUACAGCAGAAAAUAGUAUUAAGGACAGUGGGGUUAUAAAACAUCAAUAAGUGAUCAUUACAUGACAUAUCCUAUAAGAAAAAGAAAGAAUUUUAGAAGUCCCCCGAGGAUAAUUCAUACAAGGUCAUAUACAAAAUUUGAUGAGAAUCUUUUAAGCCAUGAUCUGACACAAAAGGACUGGAAUGACUUUUACCAAACAAGGGAUGUCGACAUUGCAGCUAAAUGUUUCACUGAUACUUUUCUGAAAGUAGCAGACAAGCAAGCAAAGAGAAUAGAAAUAAAAGUCAAGGGAAGUACAAGCAAUGUUUUUCCAGAUGAGCUUUGGCAUUAAUUACGGAAAUGGAUGUAGCCAAAUUAAAAGCAUCCAGAUCUUGAGGGGGAAAGGAAUGGAAUAAGUAUAAACAAUUGAGAAAUAUCUGAAUGAGGAACUAUCUGAAUGAAACAGUUGAGAAUAGAAAGGAGAAUCCCAGAGGAAUGUGAAAGAGAUUAAAGGAAUUUUUCCCUUGUAAAACAAAAAGUUUUGUCAGUCAAAAAGAAUUGAUAUUGAUGGAAAAGAGAAGACAUGCAACAGAAAAAUUGCACACGUAUUUAAGGAGUACUUUGCAAAUAUAGCAUGUAAAGUGGCUGAUAAAAAUUCACUGGAGUGAGGAAAGCUAUCCAAUAAACUCUUGCAAAUACAACUUUAAAGUUUGACUUUUGCAAUGAUGCACAGAUACAGAAAAGAACAAAAGAACUGAAAAAUGAAAAGUCAACUGGUCUUGAUGGUAUGUCAAACUACUCAAGACUAGUGCAUCCUCAAUUUCUACACACCUAGCUCAUUUGCUGAACUUCUCUCUCAUAUCAGGAAAAGUACCAGAUUUAUGAGAAAGAAAAAGGGUAACGCUAAUUCACAAAUCAGAGAGCAAAUUACUGUGCAAUAACUACAGGCCAAUAUCAAUUCAACCAAUUCCCCUAAAAAUUCUUGCGCGAGUAAUAUAUGAACAGCUAGCUGCAUACCUGAAAUAAACUGGCAUCUUGGACCCCCACCAGUCUGGCCUCGGGAGAAAUUACUCUACAGCUACAGCUAUUAUCGAUGUUGCAGGGAGAUGAGCUCGGUAAAGGGAAUUAUGUCGGUGCCAUCUUUUUAGACCUUACUAAGGCAUUUUACUCUGUAGAUCAUACCAUUCUAAUUAGUAAGCUUAAGGCACAUGGAAUUAAAGAAAAGGAGAUUUCAUGGUUCACAUCCUACUUAGAAAAUAGAAAACAAGUGACACUAAUUAAUAGAUGUAUGUCUGAAGAAAUACUAGAAAAGCCCUUCAGAGUAACACAGGGCUCAGUGCUUGGGCCUUUGCUGUCUCUAAUCCAUAUCAAUGAUGUCACAUCAAUUAUAAACUGUAAAACACACCUUUAUGCAGACGACACUGUGCUUUUAGUAGCUGAAAAGUGUGCACAGAAUAUUGAGAUAAAGCUAAACACUGAAUUAGAAAAAGCACAUAGGUGGUUUACGGAAAACAAGCUCAUACUCAACGCUAUAAAGACUAAGUAGAUGAUUUUUGGAAAAGCAAGAAUGACAAAAGAACUUGGAGACAUCAGCAUUAACUUGGGUGCCAACAAAAUUGAUGAAGUGGAAAGUUUCAAAUACUUGGGGUGCAUUUUGACCAGCAAUUGAACUGGCAGAAACACUUAAAGGAAAUAGCUCAAAAGAGUAGUUUACAACUAAAAAAGAUACACUGCAGGACCUUGCUUGUAAAUAGUUUGGUUAUGCCCUUCUUUGAAUAUUGAUCUGAGGCCUGGUCAUCAUCAAGCGAUACAUUACUCUAAGGUUAAAGACUUUGUACAACAGAGCUCUUAAAGGAGAACUGACACGCAAAAAUAAGUUUGGCUAAAACGGUAGUUUGUGACAAGCAAAUUCCGGGAUCAAAAAAAUUUUUUAAAUCACAGUUACCGUUUUUGAAAUACAGGCGUUUUAAGUUGAGAAACAACAAUUGUUCCGACAACUUGAGACUCGAGUUGUGACAUGUUCUCAGCACGUAUUGUGUUUCUCUAUACAAACCUUUAAGAAAAUGCUGCGGACAAAUGUUUAUUUUGUACAUGUGAAAGGAGCUAAUUUUGCAUUUGGACACAUAAUUGAUUUUUUCAAUGGUUUAGGACUCUGAAUCAGAGUUUUAUUACACUGAUUUCGAGACAAAUGGAGAGUUUCAGCCGUCCGAGAUUUUGCUACCAGCCAGCGGUAGCGCUGCCGCUUGGGCUCAUGUCGUCCCAUGGCUCA